AUGUCAAGCCAGGAUACUUCGUUCCAUAUUCAACCACAUCCAGCAAAAGACAACAACCCGCGUGCUGAUUCACACGAGCAUGAUGCUGUAAGUGGCGCUAUCCAUGCGCCACCAGGCAUCCAAAAGCUUGACGAGCAAACGGCAUCGCAGUUGGAGGCACCGAAAUCCGAUGAGGAGCUACAGAAACGCUCGGAGGAACUCAACAAAUGA
Malassezia globosa CBS 7966 is the source of this 210-nucleotide messenger RNA. RefSeq lists its product as uncharacterized. The coding region runs from base 1 to 210 and encodes 69 amino acids. The record is from RefSeq and is a predicted model, not a curated record. The transcript has 4 exons. Lineage: Eukaryota; Fungi; Basidiomycota; Malasseziomycetes; Malasseziales; Malasseziaceae.